CGCUCUCGAAUCUGGUUGUGUCCCACUACAGCUUUCACGUCCAUUCCUCUUCAUGCAGCUCAUCCAUUUCAAACAAAGGCAGAUCGGUCUGGGAAGGAGCCAUGCCUGGAGGAUCUCUACAUCUGCUCUUACACGCCGACACUUUCUGCUCUGUUCAGGUCUAGACAGUCGAUGAAGAAGCGCAUGCCUCCGUCCUUUGUGGCGACCGGACAGGGUCAAACGGGUGCACGGAAAGGCAAGGCACUCUUGGCUGUCGGACAGCGAGCUCGAGCUUGUCCAUAAGCUCGUCCCUGCAAUGGUCAACCGCACCACUAUUUCUGGCGGCGCAGCCACACGAGCAGGUGCACUCGAAGUUUUGCAGCAGAACACCUGGGUGCACCUUGCUUGUCAUGGCAAGCAGGACCUCAAACAGCCUUACAAUUCGCAUUUUGUUAUGAGAGACGAACAUUUGACGUUGCUCGAUAUCAUGGAGAAACAUAUUCCGCAGGCCGAGACACCCGACGAAGUGAUCCACCUCGCAGUUGGUAUUCAGUUUUCAGGGUUCAAGAGCGUCGUUGGCACGCUGUGGGAGGUCCACGAUCCUGUCGCGAAACACGUCGAAGCUUUUUACAGGUAUAUAUUUGGAGAUUUGAAGGAUGGUGGUGUCGUGGACUGUACGAAGGCAGCCUGGGCAUUCAACUGUACUACGCACGCCGUGAAGACGAAAAUGCCGCUCGAGCAGAGGAUAGUUUUUGCUCAUAUUGAUAUUGGUGUGUAGUUCUACCUCGUAUUGCUGUCGUCUGGUACAUAUUUACAUGCCCAUCACACAUCCUGAUAUCAAACUGCAUGAC
Suillus discolor is the source of this 830-nucleotide messenger RNA. RefSeq lists its product as uncharacterized. Lineage: Eukaryota; Fungi; Basidiomycota; Agaricomycetes; Boletales; Suillaceae. Bases 296 to 757 code for a protein of 153 amino acids. The transcript has 2 exons. The record is from RefSeq and is a predicted model, not a curated record.